This is a messenger RNA of Sporothrix brasiliensis 5110, 1338 nucleotides long. RefSeq lists its product as uncharacterized. The transcript is spliced from 2 exons. NCBI's taxonomy places the organism in Eukaryota, Fungi, Ascomycota, Sordariomycetes, Ophiostomatales, Ophiostomataceae. The record is from RefSeq and is a predicted model, not a curated record. Bases 1 to 1338 code for a protein of 445 amino acids.
AUGCCGCGAAGCUUCACCGCGCCGAGUGGACCGGUCGCUGCAGGCCCGAUUUCUUCGUCGCCGAUCCGGCGACGUCCUAGCAGUAGAAAACACCAACGUCCGGAACCCAACAAACUCCAGCGCCGCAUACGCACAUACAGUUUUGAGUCGGGCCGCGCCGACAACUUGGAGAUUGGCAACGCUGGUACCUGGAAGGGCGCGGCGCGUCGCAAGCCAUCUAUCCCUUCGCCACCUCACGCUAAUGGCGGCCCGCUCAAUGGCUCAGCGACUGACGGCAUUGGCGGCAAUACCGCCCAAAUCGAGCGCAAUCCAACACUGCACCAUUCCAACAGCAAACGCGAUGGGCGUCAACGUAUGUCGCGAACGAAAAGCAGCAGGAGGCGUAAAAAUGCGGACGACCGCGCGCGCGAGGCCAAGAUCAAGGCCUUGAGCAAUCCCAGCAACGCCAACGACAACUGUGACUUUACACCCACGCGGCCUGCAGCAGAAUCGUGGACCGCCGGCCGUCCUAUGAAGCGAGAAACAAUGAGGGUUGCCCAUCCCAACAGCGUUGCCGCCCGAUAUGCUCGAAAGCUUCCGAGCGAUAUCUCAUUGCCCAUGGCCGAGUCCAUCGAUUCGGCCAUGUCAUCCGACUCCGACCAGGUUGCCUUUGUUAUUUCGCCUUUUGCUGCUUUGGCACCAAAGCCGACUUUACGCUACGCCUCGCAACCCAGGGCCAGCGCACCAGGCAACGGUGGCGGCUAUUUUCCUGCGCGCAGUAUUUCACAAAAGAGAAAGCUUUCGAAACCGAUUCCCGAAGCGACGCUAACGGCGCACAAGCGCGUUGACGAUCUAGCGAACGAUAUGAACGCUAGCGACCUGCGAGAACUAAUGGAGAGAGAUGCGCGGCGAAGAGACCGGAGACGAGUCCAGGAUGAAGAAAGGGCUGCGCGCCGACUAGCUCGACAGGCCGAGAAGCACCGUCUGCAGCAAGGGCAUUUGCAGUCUGAGCAACCAGCUGGCGCAAACUCUGCGCGCCCACUUGCGCCGGCGCCGCGGUCAUCGCCCGAAUUGGCCCGUGGUGUGCUUGGCCGUGAAGCAGUUGGACUUGGACCCGGCACUACCUCCGCCGUCGUGACGUCCGCCGUUCGACGCGAGUCUCCCACUCCACCCCCGUCCACACCUUCGGGACGAAACUCGAUAAUGCUCGAAGAGCGGCCCGAGCGCGACAUUGAUGACCCGCUUCCGCAGGACCUGCGCGGCGAUUACUCCACGCCGUCUGCUGCUGAUCGCCAGGACGGGGCCGAUUUGCCAGCUGUCAACAGUGGUUUGAGCCCCCAGAAUCACCCCCGGAAUUGA